UUUGAGAUGCCCAACUCUACCCCGGUCCUUGUACUAUGAUUAAAAUUGCACACUAUCACCAUUGAACAUCCAUCUGAACGAUCCUUGUUCCAAUAUAGGAGUAGUAACACUUCAAAUCUUAAUGGUUUCUUCUUUAUUUUCCCAUUUCAGUUUCAUGGAUUUACCGGCUAACAAAUUCUCCGGUCUAAUUCCGGCGACUUUCAGUGGCCUUGUUAGCUCAUCAUCAUGUCCUCUUUUAGACUUCAUCGGACGACUUUCUCCGGUCACCGGUGCUGCAUCUGCCGCCGCUAUUUUAAUCGUAACCGUCGCACUACCCGGCUUCUUUUACUUGAAAAAAAAUAAAAAUAAACCGCAGUUUAAUGUCCGCCGUGAAUCGAGAGAAACUCCGAUGUUUGAUCCUCGUCUAAACGAAUUUGUUGGAGGACUUGUCCAUCAAGAUGCUGAAUAUGCAGAAGAGUUACAGCUCCAAGAAGCUUUAGUAGCCUCACUUUACACUGGUCAAAGCAGUAACUAUGCAUCUCUAUCUGGUCAAGGACUAUUGUCGGAACCAGAAACGUUGAAGCUUGAAAAUGAACGUGACGAUCAACUCAACAGCUUCUGUGAGAUUUGCUUGGAUAACAAAGAAAGCUGGGAGAUGUUUAAAAAUGAUGGUUGUUCUCAUUCCUUCUGUUAUGAAUGCACAAGCAAGCAUAUUAUGGCAAGGAUUUCACAGAAAUCAAAAGUGAUUGGUUGCCCCGGAGUAAGUUGCUGUGCUGCACUUGAUGUUAAUGCUUGUCGGUUCAUGAUUCCUGAAGAGGCACUAAUCCUGUGGGAUGAAUCAGUAUGCCAGUCAAUGAUUCUCGACUCUCAAAAGCUGUACUGCCCUUUCCGUGAUUGCUCAGCUCUGUUGGUAAAUGAUUCUGAGGUGAGUAUAGAAAGGAUAGAAUGCCCUUUGUGCAAGAGAUCAUUCUGUGCAGCAUGUCGAGUUCCUUGGCAUUCGGAAUUUACAUGCAAAGAAUUCCAGAAACUGAAUGCAAAAAAGAGCGGCAAAGGGGAAGACAUGGUGAAGACACUUGCCAAGAAGAAAAACUGGCAGAAAUGUCCUAAUUGUAAAAUAUUUGUUGAGAAGACAGAGGGAUGCAUUCACAUGACUUGUAGGUGUGAAUAUGAGUUCUGCUACAGAUGUGGUGCUAAAUGGACUGGUUCUCAUAAUUGCCGUAGAAAAUGAUCCUAUGCUGGAAGCUCCAUAAGAUUUCUCCGGGAAAUGACAAUCGAUGAAACUUCCUUUAGGGUAAGUUUAGCUAAUGGUAAAUGUAGGUAUCAAUUACUUGAAUCUUUUUGAAGGAAGCAGAAAUGUCAAUUAUGUACAUAACAAUCUGGAUUUUUAGCUUUGGCCCAUGGUAAGUACUAAUUUGCAGUGUUGGGUAA
Molecule: messenger RNA, 1407 nt
Organism: Lycium ferocissimum
Lineage: Eukaryota; Viridiplantae; Streptophyta; Magnoliopsida; Solanales; Solanaceae
Product: E3 ubiquitin-protein ligase RSL1-like
Exons: 2
Coding region: 122-1207 (361 amino acids)
Biological process (GO): ubiquitin-dependent protein catabolic process; positive regulation of proteasomal ubiquitin-dependent protein catabolic process; protein polyubiquitination
Cellular component (GO): cytoplasm; ubiquitin ligase complex
Molecular function (GO): ubiquitin protein ligase activity; zinc ion binding; ubiquitin conjugating enzyme binding
Source: RefSeq, a predicted model, not a curated record